Xenopus laevis (African clawed frog) is the source of this 1751-nucleotide messenger RNA. It is a transcript of the gene med8.S, whose product is annotated as mediator complex subunit 8 S homeolog. Gene Ontology annotation, biological process: regulation of transcription by RNA polymerase II; protein ubiquitination. Gene Ontology annotation, molecular function: RNA polymerase II cis-regulatory region sequence-specific DNA binding; transcription coregulator activity. The record is from RefSeq and is marked provisional. Lineage: Eukaryota; Metazoa; Chordata; Amphibia; Anura; Pipidae. Gene Ontology annotation, cellular component: mediator complex; core mediator complex; nucleus.
ACACAAGCAGAUACUCCGGAAGUGCUCCGAAUGAACGCGAAAGAUUCUUUUUAUCUUUUAAAAGAGGGGUUUGACUGAGAACGUGGAAAUGCAGAGAGAAGAGAAGCAGCUUGAGGCUUGCUUGGAUGCCCUUAUAUCUCAAGUUUCUGAUAUCAAAAACUCUUUGGUUGGCUUUAUCCACAAACUUGAAAAUGAAUAUGACCGUCUGACAUGGCCCUCUGUACUUGAUAGCUUUGCACUGCUGUCUGGGCAAUUGAACACACUGAACAAAGUACUAAAAAAUGAGAAGACUCCUCUCCUAAGAAACCAGGUCAUCAUUCCACUUCUUUUGUCUCCCGACAGAGAUGAAGAGAUCAUGCGAUUGACAGAGGGUAGAGUUCCAGUGUUUAGCCAUGAAGUGGUACCAGAUCACCUGAGGACAAAACCAGACCCUGAUGUGGAAGAGCUAGAAAAACAGAUAAGUGCUGAUGCAGCCCGUCUCACUUCUGAGGCUGCACAGAAACAAGUUCAAAGUAUGAACAAGAUGUGUUCCAAUCUGUUGGAUAAAAUUAGCAAAGAAGAGAGGGAGUCUGAACUUGGAAGUUUAAGACAGAACAAGCAAACAUUUAACCCUACUGACACAAAUGCACUUGUAGCAGCUGUGGCAUUUGGAAAAGGACUUUCAAAUCGUCGACCACCAGGACAAGGUGGCCCUAUGGCUCCAGGACAGACAGGAGCAAGUGGUAUGAUCCCAGGUGCUGCAGGCAUGCAACAGGUUCCAAUGUCAUUGUCUCAAAACCAACAGCAGCAGCAGCACAUGGCUGGAGUAUCAAUGUCACAGGGCAGCCAGCCAGGUAAGAUGCCCAGCAGUAUUAAAACCAACAUCAAAUCUGCAUCAAUGCACCCAUAUCAGCGAUGAAAACUUCUAAUAUGAAACCUGUUGUGAUGGGACACUUAAAGGAUUUAUAAGACUAAAAUAAAAUAUCACCUACCACAGUUAUUGUUAUUGACUUUUUAUUGGAUUCUUUAUGUCUAACGUGUGUUUCACUUGUCCAGCCUGCUUUGGAUGGACACUAUUCAGAACUAUUUGAUGUUAUGUAUUACAGCAAAAGGGAAAAGUAACUCCUGUUUUUGUAAAACUCUAAAGCAUAAUACACUUAAUCGUCUCUUUUCUCUUUGUAAUGUAGGAUUUUUGUUUAAAGGGGUGGUUCGCCUUUAAGCUAACUUUUAUGUUAUAUGGCUAAUUAUAAGCAACUUUUCAAUUGGUUGUUAUCAUGUAUUUUUUUUAUAGUUCUGUCCAGCCUUCAAAUAGGGGGUCACUGACCCCAUCUUAAAACAAAUGCUCUGUAAGGCGACACAUUUAUUGUUAUUUUUAUUACACUUUUUUUAUUCAGGCCACUCCUAUUCAUAUUCCAGUUUCUCGUUCAAAGGAAUGCAUGGUUGCUAGGGUCAUUUGGAUCCUAACAACCAGACAUCUGAAACUGCAAACUGGAGACCUGCUGAAUAAAAAAAACACAUGAAGACCAAUUGCAAACUGUCUCAGAAUACCACUCUCUACAUUAUACUAAACAUUAAUUUAAAGGUGAACAACCCCUUUAAGUGCACAGGUGUAAUCUUUUCACAGUUUUCGCCGGUAUUCUGCCUACAAUGUAAUUGCAAAAUAAAAUACUUUUCAUAAAGUUAGCAGGUAAUAGGUCCUUGUAUACAAAUACAGAAAGGGGAUUCUUAAUGGAAAUGUAAACAGACACUAUGCUGAAAAUAAAAAAUUACAA